Molecule: messenger RNA, 1691 nt
Organism: Sceloporus undulatus (fence lizard)
Lineage: Eukaryota; Metazoa; Chordata; Lepidosauria; Squamata; Phrynosomatidae
Gene: RRP8
Product: ribosomal RNA processing 8
Exons: 7
Coding region: 264-1640 (458 amino acids)
Biological process (GO): rDNA heterochromatin formation; regulation of transcription by glucose; cellular response to glucose starvation
Cellular component (GO): rDNA heterochromatin; chromatin silencing complex; nucleolus
Molecular function (GO): methyltransferase activity
Source: RefSeq, a predicted model, not a curated record
CUCACUCCCAGGGGCUUCCCCCGCAGCCCUCGCCCCCCACGCCCCGCUUCCUGCCUCUUUUGGGGGCAAAGGAGACCCCCGCCGCCCCCCAGUCGCGGCCUCCCACCGACAGGGGGCGCCCUGGGCAAGCAACCGGGGUUUGCCUCACCGGAUGAGCAGGGCUUCCGACGGCGUGUGCCGGGAAAGAGGAAGGCAGCGCCGGGGACCCUUUUUCCUUUGCUUCCCCAGAGUGUGCCUACCUCGCGGGGCUGUCGUUUGCGGAGAUGUUUGCGGAGUGCGAGUGGGACGAGGAGCAGGGGCCCGGAAAGGGAGCCCAGCAGAGGAGCCCCAAGAGGAGCCCCAAAGGACCCCCCAGAGGGAACACCCCCGCACCCCGACAUCUCCUCCUGGCCACCCUGCGCCGCCUGGAGGGCUUAGGACCCCCACCAGGGGAAGCCCCUGGGACCCCCUCAUCCAGUGACCGGGAGGAGGAGUUGGAGGAGGAAGGAGGUGCAGGGGGCCUCAAGGACCCGGAAGAUGAGCCGUCACGGCGGGUAAAGAAGCGACGGAGGACACGGCGGCUGCAGGGACAAAAAGAGAAGAAGGAGCAGCUUCUUCAUCCUCCUGGGGAUGAUGAAAAUGUGCCGUUGGCCCACAGCAGUCUGUAUUUCUGCCCAAGCAAAGCAGCGACAGCAUCACCAUUGAUGGCUGAAAAGAAGGAUGGCACUGCCAAGCCCAGUGCUGACUCCAAGAACCCCAGGACUGAGGAGGGAGCUGCCAAGGAAAGUCCAGGGCAGCCUAUGUUGACCAGGAAGCAGUGGAGGAACCGCCAGAAGAACAAGCGGCGGCAGAAGAACAAAUUCAAAGCCCCGGGGGAACAGCGGAGUGACCCCGGGGGGGAGCCAGGGGACCACUCCCAGCCCCCUGUUGCAGAGGAGCCCCCCAGCAGCCCAGAAGAAGGAGAGACGGUUCUUUCAGAGUCCAUUGCGGGCCGGGCAGCAUCCCUGCGGCUGCGCAUGGCGGAGCGCCUGGAGGCCGCACGCUUCCGCUACCUCAAUGAGCAACUCUACACCCUGCCCAGCCGGGAUGCGGUGCAGCUUUUUCAGCAGGACCCAGAGGCUUUUGCCAUCUACCACCGGGGCUUUGCCCGGCAGAUGGCUCGCUGGCCUGAAAAGCCCGUCCAGCGCCUUGUGCGCUACCUGCGCAACAGACCAGCUUCCCUGGUGGUGGCCGACUUUGGGUGUGGCGACUGCACACUGGCACGCAACCUCCGGAAUAGGGUGCAUUGCUUUGACCUCGUGGCCCUGGACCCACGCGUCACCGUCUGUGACAUGGCACAGGUCCCCCUGGAAGGUGAAUCGGUGGAUGUGGCUGUCUUCUGCUUGGCGCUCAUGGGAACAAACGUGCAAGAGGUCCUGGCAGAGGCCAGCCGGGUGCUACGGAUGGGAGGGACGCUUCUGGUGGCGGAAGUGGCCAGCCGCUUCCCGGACAUCCGGGCCUUUGUGGGGGCCUUGGCCCGCCUCGGCUUCGCCCUGCGCUCCAAGGACCUCUCCGGCAGCCACUUCUACACCUUCGAGUUCGCCAAAGUGGGGCCGCUUCCGGCCAAGACGAAACCACUUCCUGGUCUGGCGCUCCGCCCCUGCCUCUACAAGCGGAGAUGACGUCGGUGGGCGGGAGUUAUCCGUUCGUGACCAAUAAAAGCUUUCGGCGGA